AUGCAGAUUACCCUGAUCUUCUUCCAUCUGAACCAGUCGAUGCCCUUCGCCGACAAGGUUGACCACCAGGGCGAGUACUACCGCCUGACCCUGUGGGAGCAGCUUGACGAUGGCGCCCAGUUCUCGCCCACCCGCAAGUUCCUGACCGCGGUGCCGGUGCUCAUCUUCCUGCUCAGCAUCCACAUGACCAACUACGAUGCCUUUUCCUUUGCCCUGAACUUCAUCUCCCUGCUGGUGGUCCUGGUGCCCAAGUUCCCCGCCAUGCAUGGACAACGCAUCCUUGGCAUCAACAAGCGCUAA
Fonticula alba is the source of this 300-nucleotide messenger RNA. RefSeq lists its product as hypothetical. NCBI's taxonomy places the organism in Eukaryota, Rotosphaerida, Fonticulaceae. Gene Ontology annotation, biological process: intracellular sphingolipid homeostasis; ceramide metabolic process; negative regulation of ceramide biosynthetic process. The transcript has 2 exons. Bases 1 to 300 code for a protein of 99 amino acids. Gene Ontology annotation, cellular component: endoplasmic reticulum membrane. The record is from RefSeq and is a predicted model, not a curated record.